CCCGCGCCUCACGCCGGCAGGCGUCGCCGCCGCUCCCUCCCGCCACCGCCAAGACUACGUGUCCCGCCGGCCUGCGGGGCGGGGAGAAGAUGUCCGCCGGGGCGGCCCUUCCGCUGCCGGGGGGCGGCGGGGUAGGGGCUCCCUCACGGCCUUCCGGGGCCGGGGAAGGCCGUGCUGCUGCGGGAGGGGAGCCGAGCCCCGCGGGGGGCGGUGGUGGCGCUGGAGCCGCAGCCGGGCGGGCGGCGGGCGGUGGGGCGCGGGGAGGGCGGCGGCACUGUCAGCCCUCCCGGCAGCCCGCCCGCCGCCAUGAGGAGCGAGUCUGUGGCCUGGCCCCCGGCCUCGGCCCAGGCGGCCUCGCUGCUGGAGGAGGCGGCGGACCUGCUGGUGCUGCACCGGGACUUCGCCGCCGCCGUGGAGAGGUGUGAGGCGGGCUGCGACAGCCUGGGCCCCGGGACCGGCCCCGAGAGUUCUGCAGAAGUGAAGUGCUCCCUUUGUGUUGUGGGGAUCCAGGCGCUGGCUGAGAUGAACCGGUGGAGAGAAGUUCUGUCUUGGGUCCUACAGUAUUACCACGUCCCUGAACAUCUACCUCCAAAAGUCCUGGAGCUCUGUAUCCUGUUGUACAGCAAAGUGAAAGAACCCCAGGUGAUGCUAGAGGCUGGCGGUAGCUGGCUCAGAGACCGAACCAAUAAGAGCCUCCCCGAGUACGGUUCAUUGCUGGAGCUCUAUCUGUUGCAUGUGUUGCUUCCGCUUGGUCGCUUUGAGGGGGCAGAAGAGCUUGUACGUGGAUGUGAUGUUUUUGACAGAGACCAGCAGCUAGCAUUUCUCGGGGCCAUUUGUGAAAGCCGAUGUCAGUGGACUCAACGGGAGGAGAUGCACUUGGCUGCUGAAGAGCAGCAAGAUGCAGCAACAGAAACUGUUUUGGGUGCUCUGUCCCAAAAGCUUUUGAACAUGUUGACAUUGCUACGUAGAGCGCUGCGGUCCAUGUCAAGCCACUUCUAUUUACUUCCUUACAAAAAGGUUCUCUUGGCUACUUUUCUGCUGUACCUGGUGGUGGUGAGAUUAGACCCAGCUUCUCCCACAUCACUGCCAUUCAUUUACAAACUGGUCCAGCUCUUCCGACAAGCUUGGGCAGCUGUAUUUUCUCCAAUCCAUAGGCCUCCAAUUCAGGACUAAGUGUCACAGAAUACAUUUUUCUCUGCUGCUGUAAAAUUGUCAGCUUGUCUUGAGGAUGUUAACAGGCUUUUCAAGGAUGGUUGAAAUCAAUGUCCUAAUUGAGAUGACCACCUGUGAACUCCUGUGUGGUAAUACCUUCAUUUCUUCAGACAGGGAAUGGUUUCGUAUGAGUUUUGAAACCACACAGAGUAUUCCUGACACUUUGCUUGGCUCUACAGCACCAUUCUGUCCAACACCAGAGUAAACCACUCCUUCCAUAAUCUAUAGCUGAAUAAGAAUCCUCCUUUUCAAACACUUUGCUUUGGAUAUAGCCGUUGAGUGAGGGUUGUGUAGCCAGUUAUGAACUAUGGAAGAAGGUUCCAUCCUUGCAAAUGCUGGGCAGUUCUCUGAACAAGUGAAAGUGUUCCUGGAGGCAUGACUGUAAAAGACAACAGAGUACCGAUAAUUAGUGGAAUAUUCUGUUUUCCCUGAAGACAUCUGAAAAGCUCAGUUCCUGUGGCAUAGGGUUUAGAACAAGCAUGUGGAACUAAAACACGGGAAGGUGAAGCCUAUUCCACUUUGAAGGCUGUGGUUUCUCUUGUGACUGAUGCCUCCUUAUACAGGCAUUCCUGAUUUUAGUCAUAUUUAAGCCAGAAAGCCAAGGUGGUUGGCCACAAAGACUAUUGUGCUGCACCUACUCUUCUUAUAUGCAAAUUACAGCACUUUGUGCUUGUCUGAUGCAUAGUAAUUCUUUGAAGCCUGUGGUGGUAAGGAAAUAGAUAAAUUUUUUUAAACUAGAUUCUGUAUUAUUGUCCAGUUGAACAGCUGAAGUUGUUGCAUUGUUUUCCUCUUUCCCUACCUCUUGCUUUGUUCACGUAGAUGUCAAAAAGUCUCUAUAUAUCUAGAAUUGUCCCCCCUGCCCCAGUAUCUAAAGUCCUGGGUUACAUGGAGCCAUCUAGCAAUGCUUAUUGUUCAGGACCAAAGUUAGUUAAUAGGUAGAAAGAGAUACUCUUCUGAGAUCCCAAAACUUUCCCCAGAUCUGUGGCAAGAAAAUUAAUAUCUUUGCUAAAGAACUGUCACCAGACUGACUCCAUUUCCAAUGACCAGGGGCAAAAAUUGGAGGUUUGGGGUAGUACAUUAAUUUCUUCUACAUCUAUCCACCUAUCAUCAGUUGACAAAGAGUAAAUUCCAAAGGAGAGAGCCCUGACCUACUUAAAUACUGCUUUCACUGGAGCAAACUGCUGGGUGCUGGAAAGGACAAGUUAAAGGCAAGGAGCCUUUGUGGCAAACAAGUAGCCCAGCAUCUGUGCCAAAAGGAUGCAGGCUGACUGACGUUGGCCCAAACUACAAAAUGGUGAACAAAGUAGCAUUUGGUGGGUAAAUUCUAUCCAACACACCAAACCUGUGAAAAGUAGCCAGUGUAGAUGCCAGUGUGAUGUCUUGAACAGUACUCCCCUUCAGGUCUGUAGCAGUAGUCGUACACUGAUAUGGUGGCUAUUUCUGUUUUUUUCACACAGGUAGCAGCCUGCCUGUGCCUUCAAACUGUGUUGCUUUGCUGUCUACCAGGACACUUCGAAAACAGCCUGCAUCUUCACUGUUAAAAAUAAUUCUAUGUCUAUUUCUUCUGAAAUUAUCCCAAUAGAGAAACACUCCCAGUAUUAGUGUCAGAUAAACUGGAGCAGGUCAUUCAUGAGUGCAGUAAUGACCUUGCCUGGUUGUCUCAAGAGUAAAAACCAAAACAAUCCUGUAUCCUUUCCCAAGUUUUUGUCUCUGCUAGGACUUUGCCCCAGGAGAAGUAACACAUAAUGCUUUUAUUUAAAAGUUACUUCUUACAUACUCUGCGCACAUAGGGAAGGGGCGCUCUCGAUAUUCUUGUAAUCCAACUACAAGUGUAGUUGCAACUCUGCAACCAACAGUUGAUGGAAACCAGGUAGAAUAAAACACAGGAGCUCUGUCUGGAGUUGAGCUCUUUCAAAAAAUUACUAAGUUGUGUUUACUGGCCCCCUGCUUUGCAAGGCCUCACUUUAAGAUCUUUGUAAGCCAGUUAAUGACAUAGCAAAAUUCAGCGACGUCAGGCCAAAUUCUCACCAAAUUGACUGUUUAGGCAACAACCAUUUUUUGUUCUAGUUUUCUAUUCCCAUUUUUUUGUUAGGUGGCAGAGAUGCAAUUUUGGAGGUUGGGACCAGUGGUCUGAGCCAGCCAUACAUUGUGUUUAGAAUGCUGUAUGUCAUGGUCAUUCAUUUACCAGGACUUUGACAUUCAAUUUGAUUUUAAGUGUAGGUUGGUAACCUCCACUUUUUUUGAGUACUACUGAUUUAGCAUUUGUAUUGUAUUUAAUACAUCAUGAGAGGGCAAGAAGGCAGAAACAAGCUGUCAGGUCUUUUUGCAAUUAAUACUGAAACUGCAGUAUUUAAUAUUUACAAUAAAGUCACUGCUGAUUUACCGCUCUGUAGAGUUGCUUAUUUGUGCUGUGAUUAAGUGUAAGAGAACUUUUGCAUUUAAAGUAUUGAUACUCCAGUUUUCAAAUAAUUUCCGGAAAUGUUUCACUGUAUGUCUUCAUUGUACAGGCAUAUUUAAAAGAAGUAGAGGACUUAGUGUGAAUCUGACGAGAUCUAAUCAACUGAUUAUGUUGGUAGGGUAUAGGUCUGCAUUUUCUUAGGAGUUCAGGGAGUGGUAAUUACUUUCUGUGAAAGAUCCAGCUUUUUUUGUUUUGUUUUUUAGAUAUGUGUCUCUGUGUACCUUGGGAUGACCAAAACCAGUAAUGCCAAGAAUAAAGUACUUGCUGUUUAUCUUUA
Falco peregrinus (peregrine falcon) is the source of this 3947-nucleotide messenger RNA. RefSeq names its product peroxisomal biogenesis factor 26 (gene PEX26). The transcript has 5 exons. Bases 307 to 1173 code for a protein of 288 amino acids. The record is from RefSeq and is a predicted model, not a curated record. NCBI's taxonomy places the organism in Eukaryota, Metazoa, Chordata, Aves, Falconiformes, Falconidae. Gene Ontology annotation, cellular component: peroxisomal membrane; peroxisome. Gene Ontology annotation, molecular function: protein-containing complex binding; ATPase binding. Gene Ontology annotation, biological process: protein import into peroxisome matrix; protein import into peroxisome membrane.